Messenger RNA from Nezara viridula (southern green stink bug), 651 nucleotides. The record is from the annotation of a GenBank genome assembly. Lineage: Eukaryota; Metazoa; Arthropoda; Insecta; Hemiptera; Pentatomidae.
AUGACCAUUGACUUCUACUACGUUCCGGGAUCUGCUCCAUGCAGAAAUGUCCUGUUGGCAGCCAGGGCUGUUGGCGUAGACCUUAACCUCAAACUUACAGACCUCAUGAAAGGAGAACACUUGACCCCAGAAUUUCUGAAGUUGAAUCCUCAACACACUGUUCCAACUUUGGAUGACAAUGGCUUCGUCCUUAAUGAAAGCCGAGCCAUAAUGUGCUAUCUCGCAGACCAAUAUAGCAAAGACGAUUCGCUCUACCCAAAAGACCCAAAAAAGAGGGCCAUUGUCAACCAGAGACUGUACUUCGACAUGGGAACUCUCUACUUAAGAUUUGGAGAACUAUAUUACCCAGUUAUCUUUGGUGGUGCGCCUUAUGAUGAGGAGAAAGCAAAGAAAUUAGAUGAAGCUUUUGGAUUUUUAGACGGAUUUUUGAGCAAAUCUGCUUAUGCUGCAGGAGACAACCUAACUUUGGCUGAUCUAUCUCUUGUUUCUACAGUCUCAACAGUUGAGGUUGUAAACUUUGACUUUUCAAAGCACCAGAAUGUUACAAAAUGGUUCAACAAAUGCAAAGAAACUAUUCCAGACUACGAGAAGUCUAACAAUGAAGGAGCUCAAGCAUUUAAAGCUUUAUAUGAAUCUAUGACAAAGAAAUAA